UUAUGAGCAAAUUCCCCAGCACAAAGCCUAUUUUGACAAUAACAGUUCAAAUGAAAAGUCUUCGCUUACUCUUUGAACGAAACUCUUCUCCCGCUAAAACCACCUCUUCUUCCUCCAAAUUCAAACGCCCAAAGCCUUCUUCCAUCUCUAAUGGCUCUGAUUCAUCACAAUCAUCAUCAUCUCAAGAUCCCCUUAAAACCCAUUUCUCCUCUCUCAUCAAAUCCACCGAAACCACCCUCCAACUCCGGCAAAUCCACGCUCAAAUCCUGCGCCGCCACCUCUCUUCCAGUGCCAAUCUCACCACCCUCUUAAUCUCCGUUUCUUCUUCCCUCAAAUCCAUACCAUACGCGCUCUCUAUUUUCAACAAUUCUCACCACAAAAGCUUAUUCCUUUUCAAUGCUUUGAUUCGUGGCUUGACGGAGAAUUCUCAUUUCCAAUCCUCAGUUUCACAUUUUCUUCUCAUGUUGAGACAUAGAGUUCGCCCUGAUAAACUUACAUACCCUUUCGUGCUCAAGUCUGUUGCGGGAUUGGGUCUUCGUUUCCUUGGUCUGAUCCUUCAUGGGAGAAUAAUAAAAUCUGGGGUUGAGUUCGAUUCAUUCGUUCGGGUUUCGUUAGUGGAAAUGUAUGUGAAGCUCGAGGAAAUGGGUUUUGCGUUGCAAGUGUUUGAUGAAAGUCCUGAGAGAAACAAGAGUGAGAGUAUAUUGUUGUGGAAUGUGUUGAUUAAUGGGUGUUGUAGAGUGGGGGAUUUGGAGAAAGCUACGGAGCUUUUCGAGGCUAUGCCUGAAAGGAAUAUUGGGUCUUGGAAUAGUUUUAUAAAUGGGCUAAUGAAAAAUGGGGAUUUGAACAAAGCUAUGCAGCUUUUUGAUGAAAUGAAGGAGAAGGAUGUGGUUUCUUGGACUACAAUUGUUAAUGGGCUUUCACAGAAUGGAGAUCAUCAGAAGGCGUUAUCCAUGUUCUUUAAGAUGUUGGAGGUCGGUUUAAGGCCGAAUGAUCUUACUCUUGUUUCAGCUCUUUCCGCUUGUGCUAAAAUUGGUGCACUUGAAGCUGGAGUCCGUAUCCAUAACUAUUUUGUGGAAAAUGGGCUUCGGUUGAAUAAAGCAACUGCUGCUGCUUUGGUUGAUAUGUAUGCAAAGUGUGGGAAUAUCCUGUCUGCUAGUAAGGUUUUUGAAGAAACAAAAGAGAAGGACAUUCGUACCUGGAGUGUCAUGAUAUGGGGUUGGGCAACCCAUGGAUUUUAUGGACAAGCUAUCCGAUGCUUCAAAAAGAUGAUGUUUUCAGGAAUAAAACCCGAUGCGGUGGUCUUUCUUGCCCUCCUGACUGCAUGCUCACAUUCUGGACAAGUAGAUCUUGGGCUUAACUUCUUUGACAGCAUGAGGUUUGAUUACUCCAUUGAGCCAACCAUGAAGCAUUAUACGUUGGUCGUUGAUUUGUUAGGCAGGGCAGGCCGACUGGAUGAAGCAAUGAAGUUCAUACAAAGGAUGCCUAUAAGUCCCGAUUUUGUGGCAUGGGGAGCACUUUUUUGUGCUUGCAGAGCUCACAAAAAUAUUAAAAUGGCAGAACUAGUGUCAGAAAAGCUCCUUCAGCUUGAACCUAAACAUCCUGGGAGCUAUGUUUUCUUGUCAAAUGUUUAUGCAGCUGUUGGUAGAUGGGAAGAUGUGGAGAGGGUAAGAAUGUUGAUGCAGAAUCAAGCUGUUGGCAAAGAUCCGGGGUGGAGUUAUAUUGAAGUCAAUGGACAAGUGCAUAGUUUUGUAGCUGGUGAUCAUGAUCAUAAGCGUGCAAGAGAAAUAUACUUGAAAUUAGAGGAAAUAGUGUCUGGUGCAAGAGAACAAGGAUAUAUGCCUGAAACUGGGUGGGUUCUUCAUAAUAUUGAGGAAGAAGAGAAGGAAGAUGCAUUAGGAAGUCACAGUGAAAAAUUGGCGCUUGCCUUUGCCUUAAUGAACACUUCUCCGGGGACAACUAUCAGGAUAGUGAAGAACUUAAGAGUUUGUGGAGAUUGCCAUUCUUUGAUGAAAUGUGCUAGUAAGAUGAGCCAAAGAGAGAUCAUAUUGAGAGAUAUAAAGAGAUUCCACCAUUUCAAGUAUGGGGUCUGCUCAUGUGGAGAUUAUUGGUAAAAUGGUUCUUCUGUAAGACUCAAACCAUAGAUGGGCAAGGCUUGAGAAAAUAAAGUUGUAAGUGUUGAACCAGGAAGGACGAUGUUGGCCAUGUUAUAAACUUUCCUCCAGAAAGACUAAACAUCGAGGAAAAGGUUCAACCAUGAGUGGCCAACUGAAACGUGCUUGGUCGAGCACAUGCCAAUUAUCAGCUACGUGUCAAAUCCCACAAUUAUAAAUGUAGAUUGGGUUCCAUGCUCUAGUUAAUCCAUUAGAUGACACGGUCCAUUGAAAAGCAUGCCUUAUGGAAAGAAGUGUCAGUGACAACCUUUUAAUCAACAGCAACUUACCCUACUAAUGAGCAUUUGGAGCAUUUCACAUCUUUGCUAUGGUGAAAUUGAAGCAGUUCUUGGGUGGUUUUUUAAGGGGUUAAACAAAGCUUUGUGAGACCCCAAAGUGAAGCACAGUAUCUUCUAAGCUCAUUUUUCUGUUCUUCUAUUCUUGAUUCAUUUAUUGAGGUAUUUGCAUGUAUCUAAUCAUUAGAUUCUAAUGUCAGUUAUUAGAAUUUAUAACGAAAUAGAAAUAACAAAAUGAUUCAGUUUAAUUCCCAUUAUAACAAUUAUCUGUGUUUGGUUCAAA
Molecule: messenger RNA, 2729 nt
Organism: Gossypium raimondii (Peruvian cotton)
Lineage: Eukaryota; Viridiplantae; Streptophyta; Magnoliopsida; Malvales; Malvaceae
Product: pentatricopeptide repeat-containing protein At1g04840
Exons: 4
Coding region: 3-2111 (702 amino acids)
Biological process (GO): RNA modification
Molecular function (GO): RNA binding; zinc ion binding; protein binding
Source: RefSeq, a predicted model, not a curated record